AUGCCUUCGAUCGCAAACAUUCAUAAGCGCCAUGCUUAUGGUAAGGAUGCCCAUACCUACUACCCUGUGCUCAUUGUUGGUGCUGGGGAGUCAGGCGUGGCUAUGGGAUGUCGUUUGAAAGAGGCUCUUGGAACGGAUCAGUUUCGGAUUUUUGAGCGCCAGUCGGGUAUCGGGGGUACAUGGUGGAUUAACCGGUAUCCUGGCGCCGCUUGCGACAUCCCGGCUAUAUUUUACUCUUUUUCUUUUGCGCCGAAAAAGAACUGGUCGACACUUCACCCUUCUGGUCCUGAAAUUGCACAGUAUCUCGCAGAUGUCUGCGAAAAGUAUCAGAUUGUCGAUAAGAUCCAGUUCAACACCGACGUGAAACAUCUUCGGUGGGUCGAAGAGGAUGAGGAAUGGGAAGUCACCUUGUCUCAUCUUGUUCCCGGCACGGGUGAUCUUUCUAGUUAUGACCGGGAGCAGCUUGCCAUCCAGGAAGGCCCGCAUAGUGUGUACACCAAAAUGGAGAUCGUGCGAGCCAAGGUGGUGGUCAGUGGUGUCGGAGGCUUGGUUGAACCCAAAACUUGGCCAAAAGACAUCCCCGGGAUCGAUGAUUUCCAGGGCAAGAUCAUGCACACGGCUCGCUGGAACAGUGAUAUUGAUUUGCAGGACAAAGAUGUCAUCAUCGUGGGCUCGGGCUGCAGUGCCGCCCAGGUGGUCCCUGAGUUAGCUAAGCCAGAGGCUAAUGUUCGCUCCAUCACACAGCUGAUGCGCACUCCUCCGUGGGUUCAACCAGAUUUGCUACCACCUCACUUGCUGGUGCAGUGGGAGAAAUGGACGCCAAUUUUGAUGACCCACAUCCCUGGACUAGCACGAUUCCUGCGCAACACACUAUUUUGUAUGCUUGAAAGGAACUUCUUUGCCAUGUUCACAGAUGGCGCAUAUGGUCGUCGACAACGGCCACGGCUCGAGAAGGCUUUUCUGGAGCAUAUGCGCGUGCUGGCCCCCAAGGAAUACCAUGAGAUGCUUACCCCUAACUACAGCCUCGGUUGCAAGCGGCGUAUCAUCGACGGUACUUGGUACCGCAGCUUGAACUCAUCUAACGUCGAGCUCACCACUCAACCAUUGACUAAAGUAAACGCUAAAAGUGUGACACUGGGUCCGGGCUCGCAUUAUCCUCCCAACCAGAAGGAAGCCUCAGACGAAGUGAGAGAGGUCCCAGCGGAUGUGAUCAUUUUGGGUAAUGGCUUUGAAACUAACCAGUGGCUCCAUCCACUAAAAGUUAUUGGGAAGGGUAAUAAGGAUAUGGAGGAUCUCUGGGCUGAGCGUGGAGGUGCUCAGGCCUACCUGGGCAUCGCAGUGGAUCAAUUUCCGAACUUCUUCAUGCUCUUCGGGCCGAACACUGCCACCGGCCACACGAGCGUCAUAUUCGCGACCGAGAAUGCAGUCAACUAUUCGCUGAACUUCAUCAAGCCCAUAUUGGAGGGCAAGGUCAGCUCGUACGAGAUCAAAGAGGAAGCCGAGCGGGCUUGGACCAAGCAAGUGCAGGACCAACUGCAGAAGACUGUCUUCCGACGUGGGGUGUGCUCCAGUUGGUACAUCACUGCGGAUGGCUGGAACUCGUCGACUUACCCAUUUUCUCAAAUUCAUUACUGGCUGCGGUGCUCAUUCCCAGUCUGGCGUCACUGGAGUGCGAAGCAGACUCGUAAGGGUGUCAUUCUGCAACGGAUCUACAAGGCCAUACAGCUCUCUGUGCUUACUGGUGUUAUUAUUGGAUUUGUUUGGCUUCGGAAGAGCCCGCAGCACCGAAGCCAGAUUCUGCAGACGCUGAUGGCUGGCAAGAACUGGAUUAUGUCGAAAGCAUGA
Molecule: messenger RNA, 1845 nt
Organism: Penicillium atrosanguineum
Lineage: Eukaryota; Fungi; Ascomycota; Eurotiomycetes; Eurotiales; Aspergillaceae
Product: flavin-containing monooxygenase
Exons: 3
Coding region: 1-1845 (614 amino acids)
Molecular function (GO): NADP binding; flavin adenine dinucleotide binding; N,N-dimethylaniline monooxygenase activity
Source: RefSeq, a predicted model, not a curated record